Molecule: messenger RNA, 1196 nt
Organism: Pyrus x bretschneideri (Chinese white pear)
Lineage: Eukaryota; Viridiplantae; Streptophyta; Magnoliopsida; Rosales; Rosaceae
Exons: 6
Coding region: 181-804 (207 amino acids)
Source: RefSeq, a predicted model, not a curated record
UAAUUAAGAAAAACCGAUUUGUAUUGAAACCGUAAAAGAAAACCGGUUCAAUCCGGGUCAAAACGCUGCGUUUUGGCUUAAUGAUUGGAAUAUUCUGUAGAUAUAAAAGGCGCGAGACCCGGAAAAAGAAACGACCGUUGAACUGAACACAGUCGCAGAGUAACCGGAAAAGAAAGAGAAAUGGAGGAUUCCGGUGCGAUCCUCUGCCAAAUCUCAACCUACAAGGACAUGCUCGACCAGGUAAACGAAGAAAUCGAAGCGAAUAUUCAGAUAACGCGGGAGAUCGAGUCGGAGAUCGUCAAAUGCUCCGAAAUCGAAACCGCUCUGUCCGCUAAAGAAUCCGACCUCACCAAGACGCUCUACCUUUCGCACUUUGAGCUCACCGGACUACUCGCCGUCGCCAAGGAUUUGAGGAAAUCGGUUGAGGUUUUGGAGAAGGAAUUGCAUUGUCUUAGAACGAAGCGCGAUCAAACUCUUUGUAGAAUCCAUGACCAGCGGGAAAGGUUUUUCGCAUUGUGCUUAGAGUUCCAGAAGGACAUUGAGAAUGGUAACGAUAACGAAUUACAAGCUCUUAUGUCGGAAAAAGAGUUCCUCGAAAAUGAAAUUCGCUUAUUGGAAGAGAAGAACAAUGGUCUGAAGAACUCAAUGCUGGCAUUUGUUGAAGGAAUUCUCGAAGAUCUUAAUAGUUGCAACUCCGCUUUACAAGUUGAGAUACGGAGGGGGAACCAGGAGAACGAGAAGUUGCUGAAGGAUAUCGAUAAUAUGAAAACUUCAUUGCUUUCGAGUUUCAGCUACUGCGAUUGAUGAUGUCAGUGUUUCGAACCAGGUGCAAGAUCGUGGAAGGGACAAACUGGACAGUAACUUGAAGGUGUACCCUCCUCCGUUUCUAGCCAAACAAAAAGGUGUCCUCCGAAUCCAAUUAGAUUGGUAGGCCUAGGCCUAAAUUGUACUGCUGGAAUCAAUUUUCUUCAUGAAUAGUUUCUGGCAUCAGGCUUUAGCAGUCAUGCAUGCAGCAUUUGUUAUUUGCUUACUGUCGGCUUGGAUUCUUGUGUCAAGUGGAAGAAUGCUAGUCGAACUAAAAUUUUAUUUUCUUCCGGAUGCGAGAUUCUUUCAUGUCACUAACUCAUGUGGUAAUCGCCCAUUGAACGACUAGUGCACUUCUUAAAUACAUGGUGAUAACGCCAAUGAUAUUAAAA